Messenger RNA from Gamsiella multidivaricata, 3465 nucleotides. RefSeq lists its product as uncharacterized. Gene Ontology annotation, cellular component: cytoplasm. The transcript is spliced from 5 exons. Gene Ontology annotation, molecular function: glycosyltransferase activity. Lineage: Eukaryota; Fungi; Mortierellomycota; Mortierellomycetes; Mortierellales; Mortierellaceae. The coding region runs from base 39 to 3428 and encodes 1129 amino acids. The record is from RefSeq and is a predicted model, not a curated record.
AUCCGCCGCACAGUUCCCCUCUAAAAAGACCCUGCCUCAUGCCCUCCCUCCAAAUGGAGGCAUACAUCACCCUCCUCACAAGCAACUCCUAUGCCAGCGGUGCCCUCGUCCUCGCCCACUCCCUCCGCGCUACAAACACCUCAAAGCACCUUGCGGUCCUCGUCACCACCUCCGUCUCUCGCCCCAUCCGCGACCGACUCGCCGCCGUCUUUGACGCGCUCAUCGAAAUCGGCGAAAUCAACUCCCAUGCUACCAAAAACCUCCAGCUCCUUGGCAGGCCCGAACUCGGCGUCACCCUGACCAAGAUCCAUGUCUUCAACCAGACCCAGUAUUCCAAGGUCGUCUUCCUCGACGCAGACACCCUCGUCCUUAAGAAUCUCGAUCAUCUCUUCGACACGGCCGCCAAUGGGUCCAUCGAGGAUCAGGACCGCAACAAGAGGUUUGCGGCUGCGCCCGAUGCUGGCUGGCCCGAUUGUUUCAACUCUGGUGUCUUUGUCUGCCGCCCCUCUUACAAGGACUACACUGGCUUAAUCGAGAUGGCAGGCCAGCAAGGCACAUUCGAUGGGGGCGACCAAGGUCUACUCAACAGCUACUUUAGCGGAUGGUCUACAGGAGAUUCCAGCAAUCGACUUCCCUUCCUGUACAACACCACGCCCACCUCUGUUUACAGCUACGCUCCUGCAUUCCAACAGUACGGGGACAAGCUGGCCAUUGUCCAUUUCAUCGGGUCUUUCAAGCCCUGGCAGUGGCUCCGCUUCGCAGACGGAACCGUGUUUCCUCGGAAUACGUCAUCUACGGAUUCGAUUACCCUUGUGCAGAAAUGGUGGGGUGUCUUCGAUCACUAUGUUGGCGGCAAGCCUUCGGAUAUUCAUGAGGUCUCACACGGCUACGACCUGCCUCCGCAGAGUCAGUGGGAUAACGUUGGCUUGGAUGGUCAGUCUAAAAAGCCCGAGUCAGAGAAAAAGCUCCAUUACGACGGAUGGUUCCAGCCAUAUGAGCAGCAACAACCCAAACUGGCUCCCGCUGGGAACCAUUUUCAGAACCAUCAGGAACAUAAUGGAUCGCUUCAACACGAGACUGCUGAAAAGAAGAACCAGCAGCAGCAUGAGAAGGAACAGGAGCGUCAGGGAUCAACACACGAGGCCCGGUAUUCGCAUAACCCACACCAUCUCACUGACUACCACUACCAGCCGGAACUCGAGUCCGAAACUGCGCCCCAUCAUCGGUAUCAUCACAACCGACAUGAUAGCGGGUUCGGCGUCCCUGCGGGCUAUCAAAACGCGUGGGAUCUCGAUGAAGAUCCUCGAAUGCUGCAUCCGCCCUUGUACUACGAAAAAGCGAUCGACAUUGAGGAAUCCAAUUUCCCAGAGGCAACUUCUUCCUUUCCCUCCGGAAAGGGUCGCCCCGUCUUUCCCUGGGAGCACGACCAUUCUUCCACAGCGAGGAUUAGGAGCCGCAAUUCUUUUACCGACAGUAGCACCGGUACGAGAACACCUUCGAGAGUAUACUACAACUACACAGCCAGCGCACAGGAGCGACAGGAAUACUUUGAAUGGGAAGCAGCGAGACAGCUCGCGUAUGAAAAGUUCAUGCGGGAACAGCAUCGCAUGCAGUUCGACGCUCAAUACGAGCGCGAUAGGAUCAUAGCAGAGGCUCAAGCUCGGGUACAGGACCACAAGGCCAUGGAGAACAUCAGAUUGGUCAACGCCUGGGAUGUCGACCUAGGCGUCCAGAUUUCGAUCCUGCAGCGGAGCGAACGAUCGAAACCGUCCCGACCUGGCACAAGGAACCCGAGUCGUAGGAACAGUGUGGUACUCGCGAGGGGUAAGCAACUGCAGGAACAGUACGAAGCAGAGCUGGUGCAGCAACAACGCGAGGAGGAGGUCCGAUGGCAUAGGGAGCAGGGAGAGGCGCGACUCAAAGAGGAGGAGGAACGGAUCGAAAAGUUGAAACAGCAGACCUUGAGUCGUUCAAGAAGAGUGACGGCCACAGUAGCAGAGUCGGGAUAUGUGUUCAGGAACGCUUGGGACCCACCAGAGGUGACUCUGCACAAGAAAAAGAUCAGCAUCCAGGAUGAAGAAGUGGCCCUGGCCCUGCCUCUUCGUCAGCAUCGACAACGUCUCUCGAUCGGGGCCCAGGACACAAGCGGAUCGGAUGUCACGGCAAUAGCCCUGGAUGGGUCUAGUGCUGUUGAUAUGAAUGGAUCAGAAUCGACCCAAGAGAGGCGCAUCAAUGUGCGCUCGUCAGUGGCCGUCAAGGACCACCAAGUCAGGGCCACGUCGUCGUCAUCCUCCCAAAGAAUGACACUUUCGGGGUCUCAUCGCAUCAGCACCACUGUUACUUCCACCACCACCCACAGAAGAUUCAAGAACGGGGUCGAGGUCGAGUCCACGACUAACAGCGGCUCCACUACUGGAGAAAUCAUGUCCGAAACCCCUGCUGGAAUGCACUCUCUACCUUUCUUUGCGCACGGCCAUCAGUCCAUGUCCCAGAGCACAGUUCAGGAACCAAGCCGUCUAGUAAUCGGGUUCCACACACACACUGGUCCAGCUCCAGCUUCAAAUCCAGAGGGAGGAUACCAGAGCGCACUAUCCUCGUCUGAGGACACCCAGCCCGACAAUGGCAAGGACCCCAAGAACAAAGGUGGUGCUGGUCCAUUGUCCGUUGAUAUCCGAGCCGCUACCAGUACCUGGGACAUCAUCGAGACACCAACGGGAACCGAUUAUGAAUUCUCUGAAGAGAGAUACACCCACGCCGCACUACCCCUCGGAUCCCCUUACAUGCCUUCGACACCCUUGGUCUCAAUGGCCACUCAUCGUUACGGUGUAGGAAUGGCUUCUGGAUCCUUGAGCAGGCCCGGAAGCCAACCGACCACGCCUGGGUCCUCAAACUCAUCACAACGGCUACCUAGUCCACACAGGGAUACGACGCAUUUUAGGGAUGUGGGGGAGACUAGUCCUCAAUCGCGAGCAACAGCUGCAUCGUAUGGUUAUCAGCAGCAGCAGCAGAGACAGUCGCAUCGGGGGAGUCAUGCAGAGGACGGGUUUUCGAAUUACAAGGUCGAGUGGAAUUGGAAGGAGCUCACGGGUAAGAAGCCGAGAGACUGGAGCUCGGAGGAAGGUCAAGAGCGGUAUGACCCUUAUAGCGCACUCUCGAACCAUGGAUCGUCUGCUGGUUCGGACGACGACGAGCUACAAGAUAAUACAGAUCUGCCGAUGGACGACGAAGACUCGGACGAGGAGGAAGUAACUCUCCAGGACCGUGGGGUGGUGCAUGUGAGAAAAGAAGUGUCGUUGUCGUCAUUGUCGAUCGGAGAGGCUUCGGAAUUCGCACAAGAGUCGGGUUUCGUGAUCCGGGGAGGCAAGAUCGCAAGGAGGAGGAGUAGUGCUGCCAUGGACCUGCGUGAAUUGAACAUAGUAAGGAGCUAACGCGUAGGACUUGCUUGCGAUUAAGGUUUUAGGCGCC